UCAACGUUAUAUAUUUGUCAAAGACAUAUAACAGAACAUCAACAAUAAUGGGAGGAAAGAAUUUCCUAAGGAUGAUGACAGAUCAAACUGCAUCAGAAGCAGCAACCAAAAUGAUCAGCUCAGACUGGAACGAACUCGGAGAUGCAACUAAGAAUCUUGCAACUCAUGUGAUCGCCCUUGGUUACAGUGGUGGUUUCAUUACCACUGUCCUUCAAUGUUUCGCAUGUAUAGCUGCCAUAUAUUUGUUGGUAAUAGAUCGAACAAACUGGAGGACAAAGAUGCUUACUACACUUCUUGUUCCUUAUAUCUUUUUGACGUUUCCUAAUUGGCUUUUCGACACUUUGAGAGGAGAUAUUGGCAAAUGGAUCACUUUCGUUGGAGUCGUAUUGCGUCUUUUCUUCCCUGAAUAUUUUAAAGAAUAUAUGUUGUUGCCGGGUGCUUUGAUCCUCUUGGUUGUGAUAGCACCAAGCUUGAUCGCUUAUUAUGUCAGAGACGGGUGGAUAGGAGUGGGUAUUUGCCUUGCUAUUGGAUGCUAUCUGCUCCAAGAACAUAUCAGAGCUUCUGGAGGUUUUAGGAAUGCUUUCACAAAAGCAAAUGGUAUUUCAAAUACUAUUGGUAUUGUGCUCUUGUUUGUGUUUCCAGUCUGGGCUUUGAUCGGGUUCCUAUGAUGGAACGGCGAUCCUUGUAAGUGUGAGAUGUUUUUUGCUUUAUGUACUCAUUAUCAUUGUGAAUCCUUUGAUCGAUAUGUGUAUUGAGAUUCCAUAAGUAAUCAUGUAAUUUGAGACUUUUACUUCAUGUAAGUUAAUAAGCUUGGUUCAAGAA
This is a messenger RNA of Erigeron canadensis, 822 nucleotides long. RefSeq names its product cold-regulated 413 plasma membrane protein 1-like. Bases 48 to 668 code for a protein of 206 amino acids. The record is from RefSeq and is a predicted model, not a curated record. The transcript is spliced from 4 exons. Lineage: Eukaryota; Viridiplantae; Streptophyta; Magnoliopsida; Asterales; Asteraceae. Gene Ontology annotation, cellular component: membrane.